Molecule: messenger RNA, 2031 nt
Organism: Cajanus cajan (pigeon pea)
Lineage: Eukaryota; Viridiplantae; Streptophyta; Magnoliopsida; Fabales; Fabaceae
Product: plant intracellular Ras-group-related LRR protein 9
Molecular function (GO): protein binding
Source: RefSeq, a predicted model, not a curated record
UCAAAGAAACGAACUAACUAACUAACUAAACACCCGCUAUUCCAAAUCUCACAAUUCACACCAAAGCCAAACGAAGCCAUAAGACCUUCAUUUCAUUUCAUUCACAUUUUGGAAUUGGAAUCGGAAUCGUCUCUGCGAGUUGUUGCAGCCAUCGCCAUGGAUCCCCACCCAGGAACGUUCCCCAUUCUCUCCUACGUCAUGUCCCGUCUCCCAUCCUUCGGCCCCAGAACGCCCCCAUCCGCGUCAACCUCAACCUCCACCGCCACCGCCACCUCUUCCCACUCCCAUUUCGACAUCGAACAGCCACACUCCUCCUCCGCCUCCGCCGCCGCCUCCCCUUCCGCCAUCGUGGGCCAAAUGCCCAAUCUCGCCGACCCCGAACUCCUGGCCUCCAUGACGCGCGCCAUCUCGGACGUCUCCCAGGCCCGAUCCGUGCUCAAGGUCAUUGGGCCCCGGCCCACCCACGAGGACGUCGACGAGGCGAAGGCCAAGAUGAGCGACCUGGACGCCCACCUCUCCCGCCAACUGGAGGAGAUCGUGGGCCUCCCCAGGCCCCCCGAGAUCGAGGAGCCCCGCUGGCGGGCCCACCUGGCCGAAAAAGAGAAGAGCUGCAGGGACUCCGUGGAGAAAGAGAAGCGCAUCCUCAAGUCCCUCAUUCACCUCGACCAGAUGCACGACGAGUACGAGAAGCUCCUCAAGAACGCCGAAAAGCGAUUGGUCAAGAUGUACGAGGACGACGGCGACAACGCCAACCCCAACGACAACGACACCGAGGUCAAAGAACAGGUUGAGGGGAUACUUCAGGAGGCCUACGGAAAAGGCCUCGAGCGUGUCGAUCUUUCCGAGAAGCGCCUCAAGUACCUUCCUGAAGCAUUUGGCCGCAUUCCUACCUUGGUCGUGCUCCAUGCUUCCACCAAUCAACUUUCGGUGAUUCCUGACUCCAUAACUGGAUUGCAAAAUCUCGAGGACCUUAAUCUCUCCAACAAUGCUUUGGAGUCACUUCCAGAUUCAAUUGGCUUGUUGCAGAAGUUGAAAUUCCUUAAUGUCUCCGGCAACAAGCUCACUGCCCUUCCUGAUUCCAUUAGUCAAUGCAAGUCAUUGGUGGAGUUAGAUGCAAGCUUUAACAGCCUCACAUAUUUGCCAACAAACAUUGGAUAUGAAUUGCAUAGUUUGCAGAAGCUCAUGAUUCAUUUGAACAAGAUUCGAUCUCUUCCCUCGUCUGUUUGUGAGAUGAAAUCCUUGCGCUAUCUGGAUGCUCACUUUAAUGAGCUGAAUGGGCUUCCCAUUGCAAUUGGGAAAUUGACUAAUCUUGAAGUUAUGAACCUGAGCAGCAACUUCAGUGACCUUAAGCAACUUCCUGAGACAUUUGGUGAUCUGAUUAACCUCAAGGAUUUGGACCUCAGCAACAACCAAAUUCAUGCACUUCCUGAUACUUUUGGCCGCCUUGAUAAUUUGACCAAGCUGAAUUUGGAGCAGAAUCCUCUUGAAGUGCCACCAAUGGAGAUUGUGAACCAAGGGGUCCAAGCUGUGAAGAGUUUCAUGGUCCAGAGGUUGAUUGAUAUAUUGGCAGAGGAAGAAAGAAAAAGCGCGAAUGAAUUGCAAGAACAAGAGAAUGGCUGGUUAACAAGAAGCACCUCUUGGCUGAAGACUGUUUCUGAAAAUGUAUCUGAGAUGAUUAUGUCCCCCAAAACUCCCAAAGAAGCUUUUCUGAACCAGCAGCUAUGAGCCUAUGAGGGGGUGAUCCAGAACAACAUUGGGGUCUUUCGUUGGCGCCUAUUGUGAGAUGAAGAUUAUAAAAUAGAUACUAUCACCUGACAAUUAGCUAGUCCCUUCUCAGCCUUCUCUGGUUGGAUGCUAAGAUCAUUUUCUUUUUGCUAUUAAGUAUAACAGUUCCAGUUCUGUUUACAGGCAAUAGGUACAUGAGACAGAAUUUAUUACUUUCCGUAACAUUUACUUUUCUCCAAUCCUCCAGUUGUUUUAUACAGUUUGAUCCGAAUAAACUCAAUUGAAAAAGCUUUCAGUUUUUUUUUC